Messenger RNA from Xylaria bambusicola, 807 nucleotides. RefSeq lists its product as uncharacterized. The record is from RefSeq and is a predicted model, not a curated record. The transcript has 2 exons. Lineage: Eukaryota; Fungi; Ascomycota; Sordariomycetes; Xylariales; Xylariaceae. Bases 1 to 807 code for a protein of 268 amino acids.
AUGAAGCUCAUCAUAGCUGGGUCUACUGGCUUUUUGGCCACUGAGCUGAUCCGCCAAGCUCUCGCGCAUCCCGGAGUCACGUCUGUCAUUGCUCUGGGUCGGCGCGAAGCGUCUGUACCUGCAGGCGUAGAGUCAAAUGGGAAAUUCAAAUCAGUCAUAUGUAAAGACUUCGAGAAUUAUUCCGAUGACAUAAAAUCGGAAAUAGCGGAAGCCGACGCUUGUAUCUGGUAUGCUUUUACACUGCUCAUCAUUCAAUAUCGCGCGAGAUUUCCGCUAUUAACGAGUUUUACACUUGGAAGGACAAUUGCCAUAGUGCCUGGAAAACUGAGAUCGAUGAGCUGGGAGGAAGCCUGCAAGAUAUCCCGAGAUUAUGCCGUCACUGCAAUCGAGACCAUAUCUCAGUUACGCCGCGACAAGCCAAAUGGAACAUUCAGAUUCAUUUAUGUUAGCGGUCAUACGGCGACGCGCGAUCCGUCUAAAAAGCCUCUUAUAUUGCCUGACUACUCUGUUAUGCGGGGCGAGGCGGAGACGCGCAUUCUCAAAUGCGCACAAGAAUCAAAUGGCGCUAUCGAAGCAUCUGUAGCGAAGCCUGGUCUAAUCGAUGACCCAAAGGACCCAAGGUUCUGGACCAGAGCGGCUAAGAAUUACGGGCGAAUGCUCUUUGGCAUACCGAAAGUCGAGGUUAAGGUAAUAGCGGCUACGUUGGUUGACCAAGUUGUCAACGGUCUUGAGAAGGAUACUUUGGAAAAUAAAGACUUGGUGCGAAUUGGCACUAAGGCAUUGGCUGCGCAGGCAUCUUCUUCAUAG